Molecule: messenger RNA, 7373 nt
Organism: Xyrichtys novacula (pearly razorfish)
Lineage: Eukaryota; Metazoa; Chordata; Actinopteri; Labriformes; Labridae
Source: the annotation of a GenBank genome assembly
UGUUUCUGUGUUUUCCCGCCUGUGCGUCACCGACUGUCUGAGAGAUGGAUGUCAGCUAGCAGAGGAUGCUUACAUCAGCUGUCAGAGGCUUUGGCAGAGGGGCUUUGGCUGAAUUGGACACAGAGGCCAGGUUUGUAUGGCUUUUUAUAUUCAUAUUUUCAUUAAUGAGACUGUGUAUGACUCUGUUUAUGAAGCGUUGUGAAUGAAUUCGAGUAAAGAGUAGAAGCUAGUGUAAGCUAAGUGUGUUGCUAGCUCGCUGGGGCUAACGCUGGAUUGCAGAGAGAGAGAGCGGUCAUUGUUUACACCGUGUCCUCUGAUAGCCUGAGAGAGAUUUUACACGUCUUUGCCUCUUUUGAAAGGUGUUUUUCUCUGUGAAGGAACAACGUGGACAGUGAUAGCUUUUGUAUUAUCCGUCUAAACCCUCCUAUAUAUUCACCCUUUGGUUACUACACAUUUGCUAGAAGAGAUUUAGUGCUGCAGUAGAGGUGAAUAUCUUGUCACUUGGCAUUGGGAUCUCUAUAGAUAUUGAGUUAAAGCUAUAUGCAGAGGUAGCAGUCCCUUUACUUGACAGGAGGCACAGCAGAAGCCUAUUCAAGUGGACUUAAAUACCCCCAAGUUACUGUAAUAACUUCACUCAAAUGACCCAAACCGAACUGAGAUGAAGUUUGACAUCAGAAAGUGAAAACAGGAUAUCGCUUACAGAGGACUUCUGCUUUUUCUGCCUUUUAUUGCGUAAAUUCAGUGACUUCCCACCACUUUUGAAUGAGUUAUUGUCCAGCAGCUAUAACAGGUGUUCAGUAGGUACUUCCCUGCUGGUGUUGCUCAUCUCUAAGAUAUAUAUUUGUGACCUUUCAGCUGGCAGGUAUGGUGAGGCACAGCAUGAUGACUGAGUUGCACGCCCUCCAGCACUCUUUCCAGGUAAGAGCUGAACUGUUUCGACACUUUCAACUUCCCGACACAUGUUGUUGUGUGAGAUAAAGCCAGAAGGUAGUUCACAGAUGCCCAAGGUCAUCAUUGUAUUAAUGUAGAAGUUUCAUCACUCCCCCAUGAGUCAUGCACUUUUUACUGCAUGUGUUUCUCGUAAUAUCAGACACACAAAGAUAAGGCCUGUCAGGUUGUUUCCUGUGUCCUAGUCAGACCACUGUUUUGGCACAGUGCCACAGCAGAUAACUAAUCAGUUAGGUCUAAAAAGUAUUAGACCAUAAGAUAACAGAAAGUUUGUUUUUGUGGUAUUUUUGCCAUUUAACUCAGAAUAAAAUGGAAAAUCGUAUAUUCUUUCUCAGGCUUUCUUCACCGUCUGAUCUAUCUGGCUACUCUCGUUCUUUCCUCCCUCCUCUCCCCCUACCCCGUCGCCCUCUCUCUGUUACAGGACAACACUCUGGCUCUGGGCCAAGUGGGGCAGAGCUGUGGGGGAAUUCAGGAGAAUGGGAUCGCUUCAGAGCAGAGACAACAGCAACUUUCCCAAGGCCUGGCAGGUAACACAGCUCUGAAAGUUAUAGUCCAGCUAUAAACAGAAAUACUCGGGCAAAGUCUGAUCUAUUUAAAAAAAACCGAUUGGUUUCAUCUGUACCUUUUUCAGAGCCGGAAAAGAGCCAACCAGUGAACAUCCCAGAUGCAGCUAAAAGGAAGAAGAAAAAGAGAACCAGAGCGACAGACAGCUCCACCGGCACUUUUGAUGGUAAUGAUGAUAAAAGUGUUGCAAGUCAUACUCUGCUUACUAUAAAGUAAGAAAUAAAGAGGACAUUUUCAUCUUUUAAACACCUGCUGCUCUCUUCUAUGUCACAUUUCCAUCAGAUCUUUACAAAUUGACAGAUGAGGUGCUGGGUCAGGGGGCUUAUGCCAAAGUUCAAGGAUGCACAAGUCUCCAAAAUGGACAGGAGUUUGCUGUAAAGGUAAGUGAGAAUAGUUUGGUAGACACCACUUUGAAAAGGUUAUCCUUAUUUUUUCAGGAUAACAGCAAGAAGAAAUGAAAGUUUGUCAAGUUUAAAUACAGAUAGAAUAUAUUUAUCAAAAUAUUCACAAGCAUAGAUAAGAUGAUCGUAAUAUUUUCUAUAUUUCUGUUUUCAUAAGAUCAUAGAAAAGAGUGCAGGGCACAGCCGCAGCAGAGUGUUUCGGGAAGUGGAGACCUUGUACCAGUGUCAAGGAAACAGGUGAGUGAAUGUUUGUGACAAACAUGUUUGUUGAAUUAGAACAGACAAAAGUGAAAGCAGUUGUAAUCAUUGGGAAAUAUCUUGAUCCAGGAACAUUUUGGAAUUGAUCCAGUUCUUUGAAGACAGCUCCUGCUUUUAUUUAGUCUUUGAAAAGCUGCGUGGAGGUAAGUAGGAGCACAAAGCUCAAUAUCUCAACAAUCUCAGCAUUUAUUUGUUUAUUUUUUUAGAUGACUUCGUUUAAACACACAUCAAGUAAUAGAAGUGACUGUCUUUCCAUCGAUCAGGCUCUAUCCUCACACACAUCCAGAACCGGAAGCACUUUGAUGAGCUGGAGGCCAGUAAGGUGGUCACGGACAUCGCACAGGCUCUGGACUUUCUGCACACAAAAGGUUGGAGGACGUAAACACAGCUCGAGAAAAAGAAAUUGAACCUUUUUUGUAUUCUGUGAUGCUGACAGUGUACUCUUCUGCAGGAAUCGCCCACAGAGACCUGAAGCUGGAGAACAUCCUCUGUGAAUACACUGAUCGAGUAAGGGAUGGAAACUCUCAGAGGAAGAUCAGAAAGAAGAUCUGAAAGUUUGGAUGAUGAAACUUGAUGUUUUACUUCCUCUUUUUUUAGGUGUCUCCUGUAAAGAUCUGUGAUUUUGAUUUGGGAAGUGGAGUGAAGCUCAGCAGUGCCUGUACACCCAUAACAACUCCAGAGCUCACCACACCGGUACAGUCUGAUGACAAACUCAUGGCAAAUUCAUACAAGCUUAAUCUGAAACAAACAAUGACGUUAUUCAUGUUUUUCCCUUUUCCAGUGUGGCUCAGCAGAGUACAUGGCUCCAGAAGUGGUGGAGGUGUUCACUGAUGAGGCAUCCUUUUACGACAAGCGCUGUGAUCUGUGGAGCCUCGGGGUGAUCCUCUACAUCCUGCUGAGCGGCAGCCCCCCUUUCACAGGCCACUGUGGCACCGACUGCGGCUGGGAUCGGGGAGAGACUUGCAGAGCCUGCCAGGUACUUUCGUCAGAUCACUCUCUGACUCAAUCACUUUCCAUUUUACGGUUAAAGAUAGCUCCUUUUUCUGAGACAGACAGCAGUAACAGCAAUAACAGGUCUCUUAAGAAAAUAUUCUUUCAGUUUUUACUUCCUUUCUUUUGUCUUUUUAGUUUUAGGAACCUUAGUUUAGGGUUUCUGAUUUGUAUAUCUUAAAUCCUCAUUGCACCACACGGAAUAAGACAGCGUCAGAGUCUGGUGUAAUCUAAGGUGACAGCUGUCCUUUUUAAAGUCUGAAUAGACUUCAGUAGCACUUGUCACUUGAGCAGCCAAUGGACUGAAGUCACACUGCCCUGCCUCAGUGUCUGGUGUCACUCUGGGUUUAUUGCCUUCAUUUCCAUGAAAUUAAGUUCUGCGAUUUGUGACAUUUUGAGUCUGUCAUGCUGUUUUCCUCGCAUUAACUCUGUGUUAAAUGACGCAUUCAAGACAAAAAAAGAUCCACAAAAAUGUGAGUGGCUGCGCUGCUUAACUUGGCUGUAACUGCAUCCUGUGUUUUAGUAUUCUCAGCAGUUUAUGCCUCCACCAGACUGUUUUUAAAUUUCUAAACUAUCCAUGGAAAUUCUCUCCUCAGAGUUACCUGUUUGACAGCAUUCAGCAAGGCAAGUAUGAGUUUCCAGAAAAGGACUGGAGUCAUAUCACAGAGGGGGCCAAAGACCUCAUAUCAAAGCUGCUGGUUCGAGAUGCAACUCUGCGCCUCAGUGCUGCUCAGGUCCUCAAGCACCCUUGGGUUCAGGGGGUGAGUAUCAGUGCAUCUGUGAACACCAAAAUAGCUUUCAAAGUACUUAUUUGCCCAAAAAGGAGAGUCAAGAGUGCACUGAAGUUCAAAGCUUAUUUUGAAGGUGCUCUUUGGUGAAGAAUACAAAUAUACUUUUUUUGCAAAUACUAUUUGAUAGUACAUCAUUAUGUUUCAUCCUCAUAAAUACAGAGUAAAAGUUGUGAGAAAUAUUGAUAAAGAUGCUUUUCAGAUUACUUCAACUCCAUAUUUAAUUGAAAAAAAUACAAAGACAACAUUUCACAAUUUAAGCAUUUUACUACAACAGAAACAUUUUAUUGUGUUAUGGAAAAAUAUACACUCAUUUAGGAUUUGAUGCCAGCAACGUGUUUCAAAAAUGUAGGGGACAGGGACACCUGCAGGUACAUCAGGUUAGUUAAAUGGCUGGAUAAAAAAAGGGCAUGGAGAGACACUGAGUCACUUAGAAGUAAAGCUUUGAGCGGCUAUAUGAGCUAAUAGUUCAAUAAGUCCAGAAUAUUGUUUUUUUAGCUAAAAAGUGCAAAGAAUUUGGAGAUUUCAUUAAAUCAUUAAAAAGAUUCAGAGGAUUCAUAAUAACAAUAAUGAUAAUUAUUAUUAUUAUAAUAAAAAUAAUAAUAAUAAUUUAAAAAAGCCACUGCCCCUGAGUGAUAUGGGGAUGGUAUGAGCAGUUUACACAUCUGGAACCAGGCAUCAUUAAUGGUGAGUUAAUGAAGGUUUUUAAGCAACAUGUGCUUUUGUCUGGAUAAUGCUUUUGCCUUUUAAAGGGAAAAUCUGGUAUUUUUUACUGAACAAUUCCAAACCACAUUCUACACACAUUGGAAUAGUAUAACUCUGAAUGAAGAGAGUACAGAUACUAAACUGGCCCGCCCUCAGUCCAGACUUGUCACCCACUGGAAACACUGAAAACGCUCAGCGUGACACCAAAACAGCGCCUAACAUCCUGUAUCAGGCAAGAAUAGGAUGUGCCAUUUUCAAAACCCCAGAAACUGGUCUUCUCAGUAUAUCUAAAAAGGAAAUACAUUUAUUUACAUGACAAUGUAAUAACUAAGCUUUAACAUUAGAUGUGCUGUCUCUUUAGUAUUAGUAGUUAAAUAUGGGAUAAGAAUGCAGUUUAAAACCGUUGCACAACAUCAACAGUGUUCAACCUUUAUGAAUUAAGGUCAUGUAACCAUUCAAUUCAGUAUUUAUUUACAUUUUAUCUUUUAUUUUUGUCUACAGAAUGCACCGGAAAGAGGGCUUCCAACUCCACAUGUUCUUCAGAGGUAAGAAAACUCUGUGAAAAGUCCCAUCCAGAAACUUUAAACUCCUUUAGGAAGGAAAGCUUAAGACUUCACCCAGUUGAGAAACAGAGAGAUGCACGUUUGUCAUGGGAAUGUUUAGAUAUCAAAGAUGGGAACAGUCUCAGAAAUGCUCCUCUUUCUCUUUUCUGUUAUUCCAGGAACAGCAGCACCAAAGACCUGACUCAGUUCGCAGCAGAAGCCAUCGCCUUUAACCGGCAGCUCUCCCAGCACGAUGAGCAGCAGGAGGACUCGGGGGUCAUCGUUUGCUCCAUGAGGCUUUCUCCACCUUCCAACUCCAGACUGGCCCGCAGACGGGCUCAGUCCAAUGCUCUGCGCACUCGAGACUUCGCACCCGCGUCGGACAACCUCGCUGCUUGAAGGACCAGUAGGAGUCCUCUCGUCGUGUUUUCUUAUUGAUUUUAGCCGCUGCCUGCUCCUCGUGCUUUUAUUUUUGUUCUCACAGGAAGCCUUUUAGGAUCAGCUACACAGUAUCACAGGUGAUAAACUGAUCUCGGUGUUGAAGCUCUCCCUCUCAUGGCCAGUAAAUUUUUUUAACAUAGACAGUUUGACUACCAAGGGGCCACUUAAACCUUGGCUAUCAACUUCUUAAUUUACCCAGUAGUUGAAACUCCUGUUGGUUGUCCAGGAGUUGUUUUAAGCUGCCUGAAUUAUUUGUCUUUUAUUUGAGAAGAGCUUUGGGUUUACUUUUACCGCAGGUCUUUACAGAGUUAUUUAUUUUUAUUAAACGAUGCUUACACAGUCGAAACAACUCUUAAUGCCAAGUAUCUCUCAGUACAUAUCAUCACCAUGGCAUUGCACACCGAAGGGUUCAGCUCAGUUUGGCAGCUGCUGCUGACCUAAUGCAAUAUCAUCCUAUUCGAACUGGCUAAAGUUUUCUUGAUGUCCAGCUGUGAAUUUAUUCAUUCUAUAUAUUGAAAUGCUACUUAUUGCCUCUCAAUUAAGGAGGAAAGGGAUAAGCCGUCUCAGAGUUUUGCAUAUUUGAAGCAUGUCAGUGUUUGUGAUUUGUGAAUGUGGUGUAAGUGAUAAAGAAAAACAUCGCUCAAAGGAGACUGUGAGCUUUUCUCCAUUAUCACAUGUGAAUUGUUUCUUUUGAAAGUGUAGGAGUGUGAACUAAUGUGGAGGUCAGAGAGAAGCCUUUGUUCAAACCAUUUUCUCGUACUUAUCCUUUCACCUAAACACAAGCUACCUGUAGCACUGAUGUACUUUAAAGAUCACUUACCUAAUUCAUCUGAAAUGGAACGCCCAAGAGUCGGACUUUACCUCAGGCUCUUCUGUUUGCAUGUUUUGUACUGAUGUGUAAAACCAUCCCAAAGUACUUUGUUAUAGUCUCAUUGAUUUGAUAUCUCAGAGUGGUUGUUGGUGGAGGAAUCUGAAAUGUGAAAAUUGCUUUCGUGAUGGUUGUUUGUAAAGAAUGAGACAGGUGAAAUGAGUAGCUGCUGUUACACUUCCUAAAGAUAGACGAGUGGAUACUAAUGUUGAAGGGAUUUAUUUUUAUACAAAUCUAUUUAAUGUUGUUCAGUUUUUUUUUUAUUUUAGGUUCUUGGUGCUCCAGGGAGAAAAUUAACUUUUUCAGGAAAAGGUUACUUUUUGAUUUUCAUCUGGUUUAAGUUGCUGAUAUUAACCUUUGACCCUAUUUUCUUUUUUUUAAAAUCAAAAGUAUUCUUACUUUUUUAUUUGUGGCAUUUCCGUCUGUGUUUGAAUGGAUUCACCGAUGGCAUAGUGUCACUUUAUUCCUCUUGACCCUUUUAACUUCAUGUGAUGCCAGCUAGAUUACCCGCCCCUAUUUUCACACUGUUGCCAUGGACACCCAAUCCCUAUAGCAACUGAAGGACCGUCAUUCGCUGGCAGGGAUUGACGUAUCUGCUCUGAGUGAAUAAACACAUCAGGACAGAACUGCUUGGUAUGUUGAAGCCCCGAAGCUCUCAUUACGAAUCAUCAAAGGACUUGUUUGCCCACAGCCCAUCAACCUGUAACGGCAUCAGAUGAGACAGAGCGAACCGCUGCGCAAUUAUGGGGUGCCAUUGAAGUUUGUCAAGGCUCCUACAGGGUCCUGUGAAUGCAGCUCAGUGAGAGAGCCUGUUUUCACUAGCCCUCUGUGUCCCCAAUAAAAACAUCCUCAACAUUUCACCUCUCUG